Rotaria socialis is the source of this 4839-nucleotide messenger RNA. The record is from the annotation of a GenBank genome assembly. NCBI's taxonomy places the organism in Eukaryota, Metazoa, Rotifera, Eurotatoria, Philodinida, Philodinidae.
AUGGUUAUCCUUGCUGCGAAACAAAAUAAAAACGUUCCAUCAAGGCAAUCAUCCAGUAGUGAUGAUUCCGAUGAUGAUACACCAGUGAAAAAAGGAGUCUCGGCUCAAAUUCAGAAGAAGGCAGCAAUACCUCCACCAAAGGCAUUGAUAUCGAAUGGAAAUCAUAAAAAGAAAGAUUCAUCAUCUUCGUCAGAUUCAAGUGAUGAAGAUGAACAAAAACCAUCUGCCAACACGACAAAAAUACAACCUACUCAACCUGCUAAAUCUCUAUUGAAACGUAAAGCAGCUUCGUCGAGUAGUUCAGCUUCUGAUUCCGAUGAUGCUGCACCACCAGCUACUAAAAAGCAACCACCAUCUACACCAACUAAAGUUAAUGGAAAAUUAGUUAUUAGAAAACCUACUGCACUAACACCAGCUAGUAUUUCAACUAUAAAAAAACAAGUUUCAUCAUCCGAUUCAGAUUCAUCAGAUGAUAAUAAACUAAAGAAAUUACCAGUAAAAGCACCAAUAGUUGCUAAACCUGUUCAACAGCUCGUCAAAAAACCUGCUUCAUCAAGUAGCAGUGAUUCAGAUGAUGACGAACCCGUCAAAAAGACACCAGUUCCAUCAAAGGUAGCACCAAAAUUUGCUAUACCACCACCAACAAGUCUUACAAAUAAUAAGAAGAAAGAUUCAUCGUCAGAUUCAGAUUCAUCAUCAGAUAAUGAUAAAAACAAGAAAGCACCAGUAAAAACAACACCAAUUGCUGCAAAACCAGUUAAAAAACCUGCUGCAUCAAGCAGCAGUGAUUCCGACGAUGAUGAUGAUAAACCAAAAAAUGUCAAACCGGCAAUGUCUAAAGCCGUGCCAACUGUAGUAAAGGCUGCAGUACCAGCUCAACUUUCAAAUAACAAGAAAAAAGAUUCAUCAUCCGAUUCGGACUCAUCCGAUGAUGAGGCCCCGAAAAAAGCACCAGUGAAAGCCGCACCAGUAUCGAAACCAGCUCAACAACCGGUUAAGAAAGCUGCUUCAUCCAGCAGCAGCGAUUCAGAUGAUGAUAAAACAACCAAAAAGACAUCAGUUCCAACUAAAGUGCUACAAAAAACUGCUGUACCACCACCAGCUAGUCUUACGAGCAAUAAGAAAAAAGAUUCAUCAUCGGAUUCUGAUUCAUCAUCAGAUGAUGACAAACAAAAAAAGGCACCAGCGAAAGCAACACCAGUAGUUGCAAAGCCAGUCCAGCAACCGGUGAAGAAACCUGCUUCAUCAAGCAGCAGUGAUUCCGAUGAUGAAGAUAAACCAAUAAAUAAAACUCCAGUUACAUCAAAGGUCACGCAAAAAGCGGUUGUAACACCAUCAGCUAGUAUCGCAAAUACAAAGAAGAAACAAAGCUCAUCUGAUUCAUCAUCAGACGAUGACAAACAAAAGAAGGCACCAGUGAAAGCAACACCAGUAGCUGUAAAGUCAGUUCAACAACCGGCGAAGAAGCCUGCUUCAUCAAGCAGCAGUGAUUCAUCAGAUGAUGACAAACCAGCUGUUGUGAAACCAGUUGUAUCGAAAGCUACACCAACUGUAUCCAAAGCUGCAAUUACUAAAAAGAAAGAAAGCUCAUCUGAUUCUGAUUCAUCCGACGGUGACAAACCAACUGCUAAGACACCAGUUCUAUCGAAAGCACCAGUUACACCACUGAAUAAAACCACAGUUCAAGUUGCAGCUAAAAAGAAAGACAGUUCAUCGGAUUCUGAUUCGUCAAGUGACGAUGGCAAAAAGAAAAAGGUUGCACCUGCAGUUACCAAACCAUCAGUAGCAACAACUCCAAAACCACAAGCAGCAGUCAAAAGACCUGCACCUUCAAGCAGCAGUAGUGAUUCAGAUGAUGAUACACCAGCUAAAAAACAAGCUGUAUCUAAAGUUAACACACCAGCUGUUAAAAAGCUUGCUGUUUCGACGCCAGUUGUUGCAUCAAAUAUUAAGAAGAAAGAUUCUUCAUCAGAGUCAGAUUCAUCGGACGACAAUAAAAAGAAAUCUCAAGCACCUAUGAAAACGAAUCCAGCUCCAUCGACAGUAAAAAAAGUUUGCAGUUCAAGUAGCAGCGAUUCCGAAGAGGAAAUGCCUGCAACAAAGAAAUCACCAGCCAAACCAAUUAUGACACCAGCAUCCAAACCAGUAGUUGCUGCAUUGAACAAAAGCCAGAAAAAGUCGAACUCUUCAUCAGAUUCAGAUUCAUCAAACGAGAAUGACAAGAAACCAGUGGUAACAAUUACCAAUAAACCGAAAGCAACUCCAAUUGUAACAAAGAAAGACUCAAGUUCAAGCAGUAGUAGCGAUUCUGACGCACCAGCAAUAAAAAAACCAACAUCAACAACACCUGCUAAAGCUCCUGCUACACCUGCUACUCCAAUAUUCAAGAAACCAAUCGCUACUACUCCAGCUACUGCUACUAAUAAGAAGAAACAAGAUUCAUCAUCUUCAUCGGAUUCAUCAGAUGAUGAUAAACAAAAGAAAACACCGGUAAAAGCGCCGAUAGCUGCUAAAAUUGUACAACAACCAAUUAAAAAAGCUGUCCCAUCAAGUAGCAGUGAUUCAUCAUCAGAUGAUGACAAACCAGCAAGCGUCAAACCAGUCGCGUCAAAGGCUACACCGACUGUAACAAAACCAGCAGUAUCAACACCAGCUUCGGUCUCUGCUACCAAGAAGAAAGAUUCAUCAUCUGAUUCAGAUUCAUCAGAUGACGAUAAACAAAAGAAAGCUCCAAUUGCUGUCAAACCAGCACAACAGCCAAUUAAAAAACCUGCCUCAUCAAGCAGUAGCGAUUCAGAUGAUGACAAACCAGUCACAAAGACUCCAGUUGUUUCCAAAGUUACACAAAAAGCUGCUGUACCACCACCAGCUAAUCUCAAGAGUAUUAAGAAGAAAGAUUCUUCAUCAGAUUCAGAUUCCACCGAGGAUGAUAAACAAAAAAAGUCACCAAUAAAAAAAGUAACACCGGUCGCUGCAAAACCAGUUAAGAAACCUGCUUCAUCAAGUAGCAGUGAUUCCGAUGAUGAUGAUAAACCAGCGAUCAAGACUCCAGUUGCGUCAAAAGUAGCACUGAAAGUUGCAAUACCACCACCAGCUGGUCUAUCAAGCAAUAAGAAGAAAGAUAGUUCAUCAGAUUCAUCAUCAUCGGAUGAUGAUAAACUGAAAAAAGCACCUGUGAAAGCAGCACCUACGCCUGCUAAACCAGUUCAACAACCGGUUAAAAAACCUGCUUCAUCAAGCGAUAGUGAUUCAUCAGAUGAUGAUAAACCAAUUGCCAAAACGCCAGUUGUAUCGAAAGUGCCAUCUACACCAGUGACUAAAAGUGCAGUUCAAGUUGCAGCUAAGAAGAAAGAUAGUUCGUCUGAUUCGGAUUCAUCAAGUGCUGAUGACAAGAAUAAAAAAGCUGCAUUUGCACUUAACAGACCAUCGUCCACAUCUACUCCAAUGCAACGAACAACUAAAAAGGCUGCGUCUUCGAGCAAUACUAGUGAUUCAGAUGAUAAUACUACAGCUAAACAAUCAGCUGUAUCAAAGAUUGCUUUAGCACCUCCAGCUAAAAAGCCUGUUGUAUUGGCACAAGCUACGGCACGAAUUUCGAAAAAGAAAGAUUCAUCAUCAGACUCAUCGUCGGAUGACGACAAGAAAAAAACAAAACCAAUACUUGCAGUUACUAAAUCAGCUCCUACACCAGUAAUAAAGAAGGCUGCUAGUUCAAGUAGUAGUGAUUCAGAAGACGAUAAACCUGUGAACAAAAAGCCAACACAACAAAUCUCAACUGUUAAAACACCUACUACACCUGUUGUUUCAAAGAUUGCCAAAACGCCGGUUGUAUCAAAUAAUAGCAAUAAGAAGAAACAAGAUUCGUCUUCAUCGGAUUCUUCUGAUGAUGACGUAAAGAAACAACCAGCUAAACCAACAGCAACUACACCAGUUCAAUCGAUCAAACGUAAAGCAGCUUCGUCAAGUAGUUCGAGUUCAGAUUCCGAUGUUGUUCCCGUACCUACGAUUAAAAAACAAUCAAUACUGCUAAAUAAAACUAAUAUUACUCCAGCUGUACACAAAGCUGUUGUAUCUACGCCCGUGAAUGUUUCAAAUAACAAGAAAAAAGAUUCAUCAUCUGAUUCAUCCGACGAUGAUAUUAAAUUAAAACCAGCAGCUUCACCAGUUAAAUCAACACCAAUCACAAGACCUAGUCAACAACCAAUGAAAAAGCCUGCUUCAUCAAGCAGUAGCGAUUCCGAUGAGGAUGCUGCUCCAGCGAGCAAAAAGCCUGCUGUCUUGAACAAACCAUCAGUUCAACCAGCGAAUGUGUCAAUUAAUAAUAAAAAAGCUGCUGUAGCAGAUAGCAGUGAUUCGGAUUCUGACGAUGACAAACCAAUUAAAAAAACUCUCACGAAUGGUUCGACUAUAUCUAAACCAUCGGUUGCAGCCGUUAAUGGCAAUAGCAAUUUAAAACGUAAAGCACCAUCAUCAAGUGAUGAGUCCGAAGAUGAAAAACCAGCGCAUAAAAAUGUUUCACUUAAUGGUUCAAUGCAAAAAGAGAAUCAAAUGAAUAAAUCACAAAAUAAUGGAAACGAAAAACGUACAACAUCUCCAUUUCGUCGUGUUCGCGAAGAGGAUGCUGAUCCCGAGUAUUUACAAAAAAUGGGGAAAAAUUCAUUUGAAAAUAAAGCGGGUGCACGUGGUUCAUGGGGUGAGAAAGCGAAUGCUGAUUUAAAAUUUACUCGCGGUAAAAGUUUUCGUCAUGAAAAAACGAAAAAGAAACGUGGUUCAUAUCAUGGUGGUAAAAUUGAUUCGGUUAAUACAUUUUCAAUUAAAUUUGAUGACUCAGAUGGCUGA